Molecule: messenger RNA, 873 nt
Organism: Ipomoea nil (Japanese morning glory)
Lineage: Eukaryota; Viridiplantae; Streptophyta; Magnoliopsida; Solanales; Convolvulaceae
Exons: 2
Coding region: 1-873 (290 amino acids)
Source: RefSeq, a predicted model, not a curated record
AUGGCCAACCUAGCCCAAGAGGUGAAAAAUCUGAAAGAGCAGGUAGAAGGAAGGACCAAGGCCCCCGGACGAGCACUGCUAACCGCGUUACCCUUCUCCGCUGAGAUCAUGGCCUUUAAGGUACCGGGCGACUUUAAGUUCCCGGAGCAAGCCACGCUCGACGGAUCAGGCGACCCACGAGAACAUCUGUUGAGUUACCAAGCUAAGAUGCAAGUCCUAGGAGUGCGGGAUCCGGUCAUGUGUCGUGCCUUCUUACCCACGCUGAAGGGGCCCGCCCAAAGGUGGCUUGUAAGUCAGUCCCCAGGGUCGAUUCACAGCUUCGAGGAACUGGCAGACCGCUUCAUGAGCCACUAUGCCGCUAACAUCAAGCCACAGAAGGAUCUGACACACUUAGGCGACAUUCAUCAGGAUGAAGGCGAGUCCUUGAAAGCCUAUCUCGCUCGCUGGCAAAAAGAGAUCCAGUCAAUAGAAGAAGUGGAGGACCAAACAGCGCUCACCUUCUUCAUUGAAUCUUUGCGAUCCGGACAGCUGUAUCGGGACCUAAGGGACAACCGCCCGGCGACGUACGCGGAGGCUAUUCAGAUGGCCAACAAGAGGGCCAACACAGAGCAUGCCAUGAAGCAUAAACGACAGCGCGAGGUCGGUGGGUCCGCCGGCGGAAAAAGGACGCGGGCGGAGACGAGAGAGAGGCGCUCGGAUGCAGUCCGGCGACCCGAGGCCAGGCGACCGUAUGACCGCCCCGUCGUUCACACCUAUCGACCGGUUCCAGAGCGACCGGUCCACGAAGUACAGGCGGUCGCCCCGCCUCCGCCUCCGCCGAUUGACGACCGUGCAGUAGACGAGGAUACAGCACGGAAGAAUGCUACUAUCUAA